This is a messenger RNA of Coregonus clupeaformis (lake whitefish), 2904 nucleotides long. RefSeq names its product zinc finger protein 883. The transcript has 3 exons. Gene Ontology annotation, molecular function: RNA polymerase II cis-regulatory region sequence-specific DNA binding; DNA-binding transcription factor activity, RNA polymerase II-specific. Lineage: Eukaryota; Metazoa; Chordata; Actinopteri; Salmoniformes; Salmonidae. Gene Ontology annotation, cellular component: nucleus. The coding region runs from base 230 to 2224 and encodes 664 amino acids. Gene Ontology annotation, biological process: regulation of transcription by RNA polymerase II. The record is from RefSeq and is a predicted model, not a curated record.
UCCCUAUCUACCACACAAUCAGCAUGUACCUUAUCCCUACCCACCACAGACUCAAUGGUAACCUGGUUUACACCAGUCCAAGAUAGGAUGAUGCAUUUCUAACAUAUUGGGACAGGACCCUAGACUCAGUCCAUCCCAAAACCCUACCUACCACGCACUCAAUAAAUGGUACUCUAAAGUCCUGCCAUUGACUGCAUUGUUGUUGUUGUUGCUACGCAAGCAGGACAAAAUGAAUCCACUCAGUUCAGAGAAGGAAACGUUGAUGGAUAAAAUCGAAAAGAGUUUAUGGAAUUUAACUGAGGACAAUUUACGCUACAUGUGUGAACGUUGUGGAAUAGAAGGCUCCGAAGUUAGAGGUAUGAAUCAUCGCUUAUUAAGGCGUAAAAUCAUGGAGGAAAUGUGGGACAAUACGGAGGCAAUGAAAUCAGAGGAGCAGGGAAUGUCUUGGUUACUCCAUCUGAAAGAGGACAUCAGGAGGAUACAGGAGGAUGGUAGCAGUGCACACAUGAGUCCCAGCCAGUCUGAUGAUGAUGAUGAUGAUGAUGAUGAUGUAGACUGCGAUGAAGAAUGCGACAAGGGGGACAGGGAUUGGUUACCUAGCAACAGACUGACAGCAGAGCCCUUGCAUCCCAGCCAAUGUGAUGAUGAAGAAUGGAACGAAGAGGGAGGAGCUAGGUUGCCUAGCAAUGGACUGGAGGUGGAGUCAGCUCCAGAGAGGCACACACCAGAGGAGAGGGAGAGUUGCGACAAGCCUCCACCACCCCCCUCCCCUCUUCCAGAGUCCACAGGUCAUGCCUCUCCUGGCAGGGCCUUAUUGGGCGGUCUGAAGAGGGUGUCUGUGCGGUUGGUCAACUGCAGGAAAACACUGGCGCACAGUGGCCGUAUAAAACACAAGACAACACACACAGGAGAGAAAUCCUACAGCUCGUCUAAUGCUGAACAACACAAAACCCUCUCAGGAGACAGGCCUAGCUCCCAUAUCUGUGAUCACUGUGGGAAGAAUUUUGUCAAAGCUUCCAAUCUGAAAACACACUUACUGUGUCUGUCUGGAGAUAAACCAUACAUGUGCUCUGAAUGCGGAAAGAGAUUCACACAGGCCGGCAAUCUUAAGAGACACCAGAGAACUCAUACUGGGGAGAAACCGUUUGUUUGCCCUCAUUGUGGGAAAGACUACAAUGAUACUGGAAACUUAAAGAAACACAUGAGAUCUCACACUGUUAAACAACACACAGCGACCCCCACAGUGAAACCUUACCUCUGCUCAGAUUGUGGGAAGCAAUUCAUUGGGAAACAAAGCCUUGAAUAUCACCGGGAAGUUUUUCACACAGACCACCCUCACUGCUGUGGUCAAUGUAAGAAGAGCUUCAUAACUGCAGCAAGAUUGGAAUCACACAUAAAAACACGACACCCGCCAAGUGAUCCUCUGAAGAAUCCACACGUGUGCUUGGAAUGUGGAAGGGGAUUCUCUGUGGCUGCCAGUCUUAAAAGACACCUGAGAAUUCAUUCUGAGGAGAAACCGUACGUUUGCCCUCAGUGUGGAAACAGUUACAAUGAUCGUGGAAAUUUAAAGAAACACAUCAGAACGCACACAGAAGAAAAACCUUACCACUGCUUGGUGUGCGGGAUGAAGUUUCGUCAUACAAAAACGUUACAACGGCAUCACCAGGAGAACCACAAGGGGGAGACACUGGGUCCCAUCCGCAGGCAUCAAGACCCUCUUCCAUGCGCCCACUGCGGGGAGAAGUUCUCUACCAAGGCUCUUCUAAAGGAUCACCUACGGACCCACUCUAGCCGGGUCCACUGCUCCCAAUGCGACAAGACCUUCUCCAAUAAAGGUAACUUAAUUGUUCAUCAGAGGAAACACACUGGAGAGAGGCCUUACCUUUGCCCUCAGUGUGGGAAGAGUUUCUCUCUGGCAGGGAGUUUAAAACUUCAUCUCCGGAUUCAUGCGGGUGAGAAGCCUUACCGCUGUACUUACUGUGACAAGAGAUUCACAAGUAAGAGCCACUGCAAUAGCCACAUGCGAAUCCACACUGGAGAGAAGCCGUACCAAUGCCCUGACUGCGGGAGGAGGUUUGCUGACGGGAAUGUCCUGAAAAACCACCAGCGGACCCACACAGGAGAGAAACCGUUCCAGUGCCGCAUGUGCAAUAAAGCCUUUGCCCAGUUGAGCAGUCUGAAGAAACAUCAGGAGACACAUAGUAAUAAUCAUCCUGUGCGAUAAAGCCCAGUUGAGCAGUCUGAAGAAACAUCCGGAGACACAAACUCAGCCUGUCUCUGUCAGGAAUCCCUAUGUACCACACAAUCAGUCCGUCCCAAAUACUUACCAACCACGCCCCUUUGGCCGUCUCCUUUCCAUAUUGGCAGUUCUAGGGAGGGAUUUGGGACCAGGUGACUGAAGUUACCGAAGACAAACAGCUGGAAAUAGAACUCUAUAUAGCCGAACUUCCUCUCAUUGGGGCCAUCGGAAGGCAUUGGAUCAGGCGUGUCUUGAUCUCUGGUUUUAAAGACUUGUCAGCAAUCUUACCACCAUGACCAGUUCAGUCUAAAUGACAAAUGUGGGUCUGCUGUUAGUAUGAAAUCCAGACCCGUUUUGUGUUAACAUUCUCUAUGCCAUGUUUGACAUAUUAGAAUUAGAAAAACUGGUACUGUGUACAAGGAGUGGAAUGUAAGCAUAAGUAGGACUGGUACCCAGGCUAGUAUUUUGUAUGUAUAGCAAAUAAUAUAUUUUCUCUCAAACUGAAAUUAUGCUGCUCGGCUCCCCGUUCAAGUUGAGUUCACGUUUUAGCCUGGGAGUUUUUCUAUUAACAGUUGAUAUUUAAAUAAGUUGUCCGUUUCAAAGGGUGUUUUGAAUAUAUGUCCGAACCCCAACUGAAGUUAAUAAAAAGGGUGACAGCAAUGUGU